This is a messenger RNA of Anolis sagrei ordinatus, 1207 nucleotides long. RefSeq names its product uracil DNA glycosylase (gene UNG). The record is from RefSeq and is a predicted model, not a curated record. Gene Ontology annotation, biological process: base-excision repair; base-excision repair, AP site formation via deaminated base removal. Lineage: Eukaryota; Metazoa; Chordata; Lepidosauria; Squamata; Anolidae. Gene Ontology annotation, cellular component: mitochondrion; nucleus. Gene Ontology annotation, molecular function: uracil DNA N-glycosylase activity.
AGCCGCGCAUGCGCAGUGCUUUCCGCGCCAAUUUCGAGCCGAGAGGCAGACAGAGCGAGACGCGGAGGAGUAGUCGCUAUGAUAGGGCAGAGGACCCUGCGGUCUUUCUUCUCCCCGGUCGCUGCCGAGAAGCGGAGUCGACCCGCAGAUAGCAAUGGAGACGCCGAUGAAAAGCCCUGCAAAAGAGCCAAGGCGGAGCCGGGCCCCCCGCUCAGCCCGGAGCAGCUGGAGCGCAUCCGGAGGAACAAAGAGGCGGCCCAGCAGAGGCUGCGCCAGGCCCGCUCCAGAGGAGGAGGCGCCCUCCUCACCGACCAGAUCGCCCCCGCCUGGAAAGCGGCCCUCGAGCACGAGUUCCACAAGCCCUACUUCAGCCAGCUCAUGUCCUUUGUUGCCGAGGAGCGCCGCCGACACACAGUGUUCCCUCCCCCGCACCAGGUCUUCACUUGGACCCAGAUGUGUGACAUUAGCGAUGUGAAAGUAGUGAUCUUGGGCCAAGACCCCUACCACGGCCCCGGCCAAGCCCACGGCCUCUGCUUCAGUGUCCAGAGGCCCCUCCCACCGCCACCCAGCCUAGAGAACAUUUACAAAGAACUGGCCGCAGAUAUUGAAGGGUUUUCUCAUCCGGGACACGGAGACCUGACCGGAUGGGCCAAACAAGGUGUGCUUCUGCUGAAUGCGGUGCUGACAGUGCGUGCGCAUGAGCCGACUUCUCACAAGGAGAAGGGCUGGGAGGCCUUCACGGAUGCAGUGGUCGCCUGGCUGAACCGGAACCUGGAUGGCCUUGUCUUCCUCCUCUGGGGCUCCUACGCGCACAAGAAGGGCAGUGCCAUCGACAGGAAGCGUCACACAGUGCUGUUGGCGGCUCACCCGUCCCCUCUCUCUGCGCAUCGAGGUUUUCUGGGCUGCAGGCACUUCUCCAAAGCCAAUGCGCUGCUCCAGAAGUCUGGCAAACGGCCUAUCCAGUGGGGAGACCUUUGAGGUCUUGGUCACUUUUCCGAGGUUUUUGGCUUCCAGGUUCUAGGUUCUUACGUUUUGAUUGCUUUCAUGCAUUCGGUCCAUAUUCAUAUUGUUACAUCUCGUUCUUCCAGACUGGUAUGUUUCAAUACCAGCUUUAUGGCUUUUAUGGGAAUGACACUUGUUUACAAUGUUGUUGUUGUUGUUGUUUAUUUUUAUACAUUUUUUUAAAUAAACUGCAUUUGUUUUGCUA